AGCGCCACGGACUACAGCAAACUCGAUUCAGUCAGUUUCUCACGCUUUCCCGUGUAGAACCGGCCUUAGCAGAGCUUAAACCCGCGCGCAUUUCACUCCGAUCGAACGUUUUUAUUCGUCGUGCCAGAUUUUCGCAUUUUCAUCGAUUUUCCCUAGUCUGCUUCGACUCAGUUCAGUCCACGACGACAUUGAAAAACAUUUGCGUACGUCUCGUGACGCAUCACGUAGCCACGCAGCCCUAUUCCAUCGAAUUCAUUCAUUCAUGAAGUAUCGACGUGUAUGUGUGUAAUAAACUUUACUUACGAUUGAAAACUGUGCGAUUACAGCGAGAAAACUCUGGAUUUCGAGGCUUCUAUCCUGUGUUCUUCCUUAUUUUCCUGUAUCUGGAUAUGAGUGAGCAGCGAAGAAGUACCGUAGUAGCCGGCCAGUCGUCUAAUUAGGAACUAUGACUACUAAGCUCUUGACAGCACUCAGCAACAUUCCCAGGAACCUCAGCGAAGCGGACAACGGGCCCAAAGCCUCCCAGGAACCCCCCAGCGAUACUUCCAGUAGCGGCUCCGAAACGAGUACCAGCACAGACUUUCGCAAAUACAUCAGCUAUGAGCAACGUUUGAAAACCUUCGAUUCCUGGCCGAAUCAGGAAGUGAGCAAAGAAUCUCUAGCCAGUGCCGGGUUUUUCUAUAAACAACGCAGUGAUAUCGUGCAAUGCCCUUACUGUAACAUUGAAGGGUACCAGUGGGUUGCUGGUGACGAUCCUGUGAGAGAUCAUCGCACUUGGAGCCCGCAUUGUCCCUUUGUCAUGACAAUGUUGGAGCACGACAACCAGGACCCACGAGAACCUGCCAGAGACACUUGUGGACUGUACGGCUUAGCGAUACUGCCUAAUUCUGUGCCGGAAGACGAGGUUAAUUUGGAACGGUUGGGUAUACAGAAAACGAAAGGUCCCUCUCAUCCCGAUAAGUUUUUGCUGGAAACCCGAUUGGCUACGUUCAAAGCAUGGCCGAAAUCGAUGCGUCAAACGCCAAAACAACUAUCAGAAGCGGGAUUUUUUUAUGUCGGAGUGGGAGACCAGACGUUGUGCUUUCAUUGUGGAGGCGGACUAAAAGACUGGGAGGCCAGCGACGAUCCGUGGGAGCAGCACGCGAUUUGGUUCCCAAAGUGCCAGUAUCUUUUCCUGAAAAAAGGUCCGGACUAUAUAAAAGAGAUGGAGAAACGAAGGAAUCCACUUCCUGUUUCCUCGGACGAAGAAACCAAAGAAGAAGCUUCCUCACAGACCUCGGAGAAAUCGGAGGACUCUGCAGAGCCGAUUUCGGACGGGGAAUCGAAGACUUUGUGCAAGGUCUGCUACAAGAACGAAGUAGGAGUCUUGUUUUUACCUUGCGGGCACAUAGUGUCCUGCGUGGAGUGUGCCCCGGGUUUGAAAAAGUGCCCGAUGUGUCGGAAGCCUCUCGAAGGCACGGUGCGAGCGUUCCUAUCCUAGACUUUGCCCUGUUAAACAUUAUUCAGACUCUAGUCAGCAGACAAAACAACUCUGCGCUCCCAGAAGUCUAUUUUUCUACGUCACUUGACUCGUUGAACUGCUUCUCCUACUCGGACUUUAGUACAAACUCUGUUAGUUUAGGUUUAGGUUCACACAACAUUACUACGCUUUACUGUCGACCUAUUAAUAUUAUUAUUAUCCGAGACGCUUAUAGAAUUUUCGUUUAUUUUAAUAACUACACGACUGCAACAACCAUUCAUAUCCUUCAUAGAGUUAAUAACGGAAUACGUGGAUUAGGGUGUGCGAGGGCCAUCAAACAUUUACUGUUGAUUUUUCAUCUUCUGUCUUUUGAUGUUUGUCUGAGUGUAUAUUGCAUAAAUAAAUCUAUAUAUUAUUUAUAC
Messenger RNA from Sitophilus oryzae (rice weevil), 1881 nucleotides. Its product is annotated as death-associated inhibitor of apoptosis 2-like. The record is from RefSeq and is a predicted model, not a curated record. The transcript has 2 exons. Lineage: Eukaryota; Metazoa; Arthropoda; Insecta; Coleoptera; Curculionidae. Bases 446 to 1480 code for a protein of 344 amino acids.